AUGCAAGAAGCCAGGGGGGCGGCACCGCGGCUGAUGGCGGCGGCCAGCACCGACGACGUCGGCGACGUGCGGAGGACGGUGGAGGAGAAGCCGGUGGUGGUGGUGGGGCGGCGGGGCUGCUGCAUGGUGCACGUGGCCCGGCGCCUGCUCCUGGGGCAGGGCGCCAACCCGGCGGUGCUCGAGGUCGCCGACGACGCCGACCCGGCGGCCCUCGUCGUCGCGCUCCGGUCGUCCAGCGUCAACAGCGCUAAGGGCGUCGUUGAUGCGUACGGCGCGGCGCCGGUAGCUACGAUGGCGGCGACGGCGCGCCACGCGGCGUUCCCGGCGGUGUUCAUCGGGGGGAAGCUGGUGGGCGGGCUCGACCGCCUCAUGGCGAUGCACAUCGCCGGCGAGCUCGUGCCGGUCCUGAAGCAGGCCGGAGCUCUGUGGCUCUGA
Molecule: messenger RNA, 435 nt
Organism: Lolium rigidum
Lineage: Eukaryota; Viridiplantae; Streptophyta; Magnoliopsida; Poales; Poaceae
Product: monothiol glutaredoxin-S3-like
Exons: 1
Coding region: 1-435 (144 amino acids)
Source: RefSeq, a predicted model, not a curated record